AUGUUACACACAAUUGGGCUCGAAUACCUUCCAGUUUCUACUUAUUCUCUCAUUUGUGCAAGUCAAUUGGGCUUCAAUGCUCUUUUUUCCUACUUCCUUAAUGCCCAAAAAUUCACUCCUUUUAUAGUGAACUCUUUAUUCCUCCUCACCAUUUCCUCCGCACUCCUUGUUUUCUCAAAUGAUGACUCUGGAAACUCCAAUAAAACAUCACAAGGGAAGUACGUGAUCGGGUUUAUGUGCACUGUUGCUGCAUCUGCUGGUUAUGCAUUGAACCUCUCUAUAACCCAACUUGCAUUUCGAAAAAUCCUUAAGAGGGAAACUUUUAGAGUGGUCAUGAAUGUAAUAAUCUACCAAUCUCUCGUAGCGACGUGCGUGAUCCUAGUUGGGCUUUUCACUAAUGGGGAAUGGAGGAAUUUGAGAAGAGAGAUGAAGGAAUAUGAACUUGGUAACAUAUCGUACGUAAUGAAGUUGUGUCAUAAGUACCUUAGGUUUGCCCAUUGUUCCGGUUCUUGCCGUGUUCAUUUUCCAAGAAAAGAUGACUGGAGUGAGGUGGUUGCAAUGUUGUUGGCCAAUUGGGGUUUUGCAUCUUAUAUUUAUCAGCAUUAUCUCGAUGAUUUGGAAUCGAAACCUGAAAGCAAAAUUGUUAAUGAAGUUUCUCUUGUUGAAAGAGCUUAG
This is a messenger RNA of Ilex paraguariensis (yerba mate), 675 nucleotides long. The record is from the annotation of a GenBank genome assembly. NCBI's taxonomy places the organism in Eukaryota, Viridiplantae, Streptophyta, Magnoliopsida, Aquifoliales, Aquifoliaceae.